This is a messenger RNA of Fulvia fulva, 501 nucleotides long. Its product is annotated as Ecp20-1. The record is from RefSeq and is a predicted model, not a curated record. Bases 1 to 501 code for a protein of 166 amino acids. Lineage: Eukaryota; Fungi; Ascomycota; Dothideomycetes; Mycosphaerellales; Mycosphaerellaceae. The transcript has 2 exons.
AUGUUCUCCAACGUUGCCUCGACCCUCGCCUUCAGCCUCGGAUUGGCCUCCAUGGCAUCAGCAGCAGCAGUUGCAGCACCCCAAAGCGACAGCGGAGACAAUCUCUGGCACAUCUCGGGCUUUGACGCCCGCUGCGCCAACGCCCGCUGCCAGUACUCCUUCCAAAUCACCAGCUAUGGUGAUGAUGACAUCCCUGGCUUCUCGGCCUCUUGCCAGACAACGGGCAUUUCACGCAACGACCAGACUUGGAGGCCCUGCACCGUUACCUAUGGCAGCUCUGAUGGUGUGCAGAGUGUGAAGGUGUACCUGCCGCUCACUCCCCUGAGGCCAAACAGCCCAACCCAGUUCCGCAUCCGGGCUGCAUUCAGCGACAGCGAUCGUGUCACGUACUACACUGCUUCUCUGAACGGCAGCUACAAUGGCUGGCGCGACACCAGCAGGCGCGGUAGCGACGCUGGCAAAUUCGACAUGUAUCCAGCAGCCUCCGCAGCUGUUGCUUAG